This is a messenger RNA of Brugia pahangi, 1629 nucleotides long. The record is from the annotation of a GenBank genome assembly. NCBI's taxonomy places the organism in Eukaryota, Metazoa, Nematoda, Chromadorea, Rhabditida, Onchocercidae.
AUGGUUGGUCGUUCAACAUUACGUAAUCGUCACCACGCUAAUAGAUCUUUUGCUUCUGCUACGUCAUCUACGCCUAAUACUCUUGCACGCGUCGAUGCUAGAAAAAGAAAUGAAGUAUAUGGUAGAGCCCAAAUUCAUCCAAUUUGGCCAGAAAUGCCUCAAGGACAAGGUGAAUUAUUCUUUGAAUGUACGCUAUUCCUUUAUUCCGUAUUAGCACUCUUCUUACAAUAUCUCAAUUUGUACAAGACAAUGUGGUGGUUACCAAAAUCAUAUUGGCAUUAUUCAUUGAAAUUUCAUUUAAUUAAUCCAUAUCUGCUAUCAUGUGUUGGUCUUUUACUUGGUGUACGAGUGACAAAAUGCUUUUGGAAAACGAUAACCGAAUUAGCAUCAAAUGCUCGACAAGAUGCAUCAAAAACUCAGUGUUUGUUAUGGGAUAUCAUUGAGUGGGCGGCUGUUAAAACACCAAUGUUUACAAUGGUUGCUACAUCAUUUUUAUUCAGUUUUUCACGUGUUUAUUUUGAUUUCCCCUUCAAAUCAUUGCUGUACUUUGGACAUCCGAUUCUUUUCUUCGUUUAUUUAUUCCAUGAUACCAUAUCAUAUAAAAUACGUUGUUGUGUUACAAAGUUAUGGUUUAUUCUUAAUGGACAGUCAUUAUCAGAAAUAUCGAAAGUAAAUGCUACCUAUCGUAAUAUUAUGCCUCCACCAGUGCUUAUUGAUGUUGAUAGUGUUGUGCAUAUGUGUAGCACUAAUCCAUUACAAAUACGUGAAGAAGUUUCUGUUUUGAUGAAAGAUUUUGGUCUACGGAUCAAACAUUGCUUCUUUUCUGGCUUAACAACGGCAUAUCUUUCAAUUUUUAUUCCAUGUGUAUUUACACCUCAACGAUCACCAUCUGGUUUACCACAACUAAUGUAUAUUGAUAUUUUUUGGAUUAUGGAAUUAUUUUGUGUUGUAUUUUUAACAUCUUUUUCACUUUAUGCAACCUAUUUACUACCAUUACAAUACUGCGAUUUAAUACAUCGUUGUGCAGCACAUCUUGGAAAAUGGGAACGAUUAGAUCGAUUAACGAUAGCUACAAUUAAUAGUAAUAGUAAUUGUUACUAUAAUAGUAAUAAUAUUAAUGGAAUUAAUUGUAGCAGUAGUAAUAGUAGUAGCAAUAGUAGUAGUAGUAGUGGUGUUAUUGGUGGUGGCGAUGGUAGUUUGACAUCAACAACGAUUUCUACCACAACAAAUGCUGCAUCUGCAGAUUGGUCUGAGAAUGAUGAUCUUUAUGCACAUGGUUCUAUUGUUCGUCAUCAUGGACAGCUUUACAAAGCUGUUUCUAAAAUUGGUACAUUAGGUGUAGCUGCUGAACCUGGAGAUUCGGAUCAUUCUCGCUUUUAUCGAAUUGGUGGCGAUCCGAUUACUUUGACUAGUACAAUGGUAAUUUUUCAAGUUAUUCUAAUUGGUAUCCAAUUUUGGAUGCUGAUACUGACAACAGAUUGGCAACAUAUUGUUACUCUCGUACUACUUAUAUUUGCAAAUUAUCUCUUACUAGCAAAGACAUUUAAAGAUCGUGUAAUUAUUGGAAGAAUUUAUAAGCCUUCGCCUGAAGAUCUACAAUUAAUUAAGCAGAUGCAACAGUAUGAAUAA